Molecule: messenger RNA, 2325 nt
Organism: Zophobas morio
Lineage: Eukaryota; Metazoa; Arthropoda; Insecta; Coleoptera; Tenebrionidae
Exons: 5
Coding region: 1-2325 (774 amino acids)
Biological process (GO): chemosensory behavior; male courtship behavior; sensory perception of taste
Cellular component (GO): dendrite; axon; neuronal cell body
Source: RefSeq, a predicted model, not a curated record
AUGGCGAAGAUAAUCCAAUUUCAUAAAACCGACGACAAACUCUCCCAAAAAUUCCUCCACUCUAUUAGACUUCUCCUCCUCCAGAGCAAAAUCUUCGGCUUCAUCACCUUCAACGAAACCAGCUUCGAACCCUCAAAACUGCACUCCUUUUUGAAUUUCUUGGCUGUGGUUGCCUACUUGCCGGCGAUUUAUUACAGCGUGUACACCACCGCCAUCGUCGACACGCUUUUGAUUUACAAAGCCACCGAUAUCAUGAUUUUGGCAGGGAAUGUGGUCUACAUGGUCACUGCAUGGGUUUGUGCCACCACAAAGCGCGAUUUAUUCGUAGAUUUUUUGGUGAAAGUGAUCGAAUUCGACACUCAGUUGCAGGCGAUGGGUACCCGGAUGAACUACACCAAAUGGCAGAAAAAAAUUCUGGUUCAGUGUUUGGUUAGACACGUGAUUGUGGUUGCGAAUGUGGGUACUUUGGUGUAUAUUACUCUGCCGAAAGGGUCGAAUAUGGUGGUGGAGUCCAUGGCGUACGUUUUAAUUAUGAUGAAUUCGGUGAUUUGUCACCAGACUGGGGAGCUAGUGUUGAUGUUAAAAGCCCGAUUUACCAUCCUGAAUAAGCUGAUUUUGAGUUUGGUUGAUCGGUUUAAGAAAAGUGGUGCCAGAACGUCGAAACAGAGCAACGUUGAGCACUUGCUCACUCUGAGCAAAAUCUGUGCUUUGCACCACCACUUGUCGAAACUUGUCCGACUUUUUAAUGACGCUUUCGGGUUGAUUCUUCUCUUGAUGUUCGCUGUUAGUUUCGUGAUUAUCGUUAUUUCUAUUUUUUACUUGAACGUCGUACUAAAGACGUCGGUUUUUUACGCGAUUGACGUUUUCAACCCACUUUUGGCCAAUGUGACGUUCGUAAUGAACGUGGUAUACAUUUGUGACGCUUGUUAUUCAACUAUUGAAGAGGUCAAGAGAACUGGCGAACUUAUCCACAGGAUCGAUACCGAAGAUUGUGAUAUUAGGGACGAAAUCGAGAUGUUUUCUCUACAGAUAGCAAACGAGGAAGUUGAGUUUAACGCCGCCGGAUUUUUUUCCAUCAACUACACGCUGAUAUUUUCUAUUAUUGGAGGGGUUACCACUUAUAUUAUAAUAUUAAUUCAGCUGUCUAACUCCAUAAAACACACAAUGAACGAAAAAUUUUCCCAAAAACUCUUAAAUUCAAUCAGACCUCUCCUCCUCCAAAGCAAAAUUUUCGGUCUGACGAUGUUCAACGAAAAAAAUUUCCACCAAUCAAAACUACACACCUUUUUAAACAUUGUAUUAGUUGUACUAUACUUACCUGCGAUUUUUUACUGCAUUUACGCUACCGCUAUCCAAAUAAAUUUCGUAAUUUACAAAGCCACCAACAUAAUAAUUUUAGUAGCCAACGCAAUUUACGUGGCCACUACUUGGAUCUGCGCCAUCACAAACGGCAACCUACUUAUCGAUUUCUUGUCAAGAUUAAUCGACUUCGACACCAAAAUCCAAACGAUGGGUAUCCGCUUGAAUUACAAAAAAAGCCACAAGAAAAUAAUAACGCAAAUUUUGGUUAGAUACACCAUCAUCGUUGUUAACGUCGCAGGUUUAGCCUACCUUGCCUUGGAAAACGACGCCGACAUGGUAGUAGAAUCAAUGGCGUACUUCUUAAUCGCCGUAAACUCAGCUGUGUGUCACCUAACUUCCACCUUCGUGCUACAACUGAAAGUCCGAUUCAUCAUUCUCAACCGCCAAAUCGGCAAUUUAAUCGAAUGUUUCCACAAAAAACAGUCCAAAUGUUUGAAAUUCAACACAAUGGAGCACCUCUUCACUCUCAAUAAAAUCUGCGCUCUACACCACCACUUGUCGAAGCUCGUCAAACUCUUCAACGACAUUUUCGGUUUAGUUCUCUUGCUCAUGUUCGGUGUGAGCUUCGUCGUUAUCGUGAUUUCAAUCUUCUACCUCACUUCGACUCUACAGUCUACAGUGGUCACUGUUUCCGACGUUUUCAACUCGUUGUUGUCCAACGCCACUUUCAUUAUUAACACGGUGUACGUCUGCGACGUGUGCUAUUCGACGGUGGAAGAAGUGAACAAAACCGGCGAACUCAUCCACAAAAUAGAUACAGAAGACCGCGACGUUCGCGACGAAAUCGAAAUGUUUUCUUUGCAGAUCGCCAACGAGCAAGUGGAGUUCAACGCUGCUGGGUUUUUCCCGAUUAACUACACUCUAGUGUUUUCUAUCGUCGGAGGGGUCACCACUUACAUCAUAAUAUUAAUCCAAUUGUCGAGUAGUCUUGCUAACGCUGAGGCGGAAAGCUACGGGAUGUAA